UCGCACACAUAUCGCAAAGCACAGGUCCCAUUCUCGACGCUGGCGCCGCCAUCAGAACCUUACCAACUCGACUCGUUCACCACACAGCACAGCAACUGUGUGUGUGCGUGUCCUGGGUGCCGCUGUCGUUCUGUUCUGCGUGUCCCGCGGCACGCCACCGGGUCCCGGACCAGGGGCCACUUCCUCCCAUUAGCUAGUGAUCGUUCGGCGAGUGCGCACCGCGUGCCGUGCUGCGCUGCGUCGUCGUAGUGAUCGUCGUCCGCUUUAGGACGCUAACACUGCAUCGGCAACAGAGAUCUCCGCCAGAGCAAAAGUGUUCCUCGGUCCGGGCGUUUAGCAACACUUUUUCUCGAAGCCCGAGUGAGAUGUGUCUGUGUGUUUGUGUGUGCCUGUGGAGUGAAUAGGCAGAUGGGGCAGCGGCCCGCAGUUAGUGGUUCUGAGUUGCCGUGUUCUGUGUGCGAGGAAGUGGCCCGAUUGUCCGCCAUGUAGGGCCCCAUGCCGCUAGGGCGUCAUCGCCCCUAAAGAUGUCGGCAUCUCAGCUAGCGCAACAUCUUUUCUUCAAUCAGCGAACCACCAGCAGCAGCAGCAGCAGAACCGCGAAAGAUGGUCGCCGGAAUCGAUCGUUUACAUUUUGUCUGAUUGCGAUACGGGCGCUGAGGCGCUGUGGCGCUGAGGAUGAUCCGUUCCGUCCGUUUUUGGUUUAACUGAGGCCAUGGAGGGGUGAAUCAGCUGGGUGGGGUGUUCGUAAACGGGCGCCCUCUGCCCGAUCUCGUCCGGCAACGCAUCGUCGAGCUGGCCCACAACGGUAUUCGGCCGUGCGACAUCUCGCGCCAGCUGCGCGUCAGCCAUGGCUGCGUUUCGAAGAUCCUGUCCAGGUACUACGAGACGGGCAGCUUCAAGGCCGGUGUGAUUGGCGGCUCGAAACCGAAGGUGGCCACACCACCGGUGGUCGAGGCGAUAGCGGCCUACAAGCUGCAGAACCCGACCAUGUUUGCCUGGGAGAUUCGGGAUAAGCUACUGGCGGACGGCAUCUGCGUGCACGAUAACGUGCCGAGCGUAUCCUCCAUUAACCGUAUCGUGCGAAACAAGGCGGCAGAGAAGGCCAAGUUCAGCUCACAGCGCUCCGACAACAGUGGGCUUGACAGUCCACGGAUCAUGUCGCGCAACAACCAGCAACAGCAGCAGAACCAACAGGACUGUCUCAAUCAGCAGAUGCAGGCGGAGCAGGAAGCAAUGAAGUCUCCACAACAGCAGCAGCAGCAGCAGCAGCAGCAGCAGGUAGAGAACGUUGCCUCACAAUCUUACAGCAUCAAUGGGCUGCUCGGUUUGUCACAAAAGUCGCUGUCCGGCUCGAGCUCGAAACGAAGGCGCAUCAAGGAAGAUCCGGAUAUGAAGGGCACGAUGAUUGGCUGCAUCAAGCGUGAUAAGGAGUCGAAGGAGCUGUCGGCGGACGGGAUGCUGCACGAUGGUGGCAUCAACAAGCAGGGUGCCCCUGGCCAAGAGCAGCAACAGCAGCAGCAGCAAGACAAGGGCCACGACAUGUUCGUCGGCGGGGUAGACUUUGUCAACUCGCUCGGAAUGGCACAGGAUGACAGUCCCGAUCACCAGCAGCAACAGCAAUCGAGCCCCUUCGGCAGUAUGCGCAGUGGGCGCGGUAGCUCGAUGCACAGUCCCAUUCGAUCGCGUGAGAACGCACUGUUUCUGCUAGCGGGUGGCGGUGGUGGUGGUGCUGGAGGUGGAGAAAAGUCCCACAAAUACCAUCGCACGGAUGAGCCCAUGCCGACCGGGGUCAUCGUCGAGGAUGAUAGUACGGCCCGGAAACACCAACAACAGCAACUCCAGCAUCAAGCAGCCACACACCAGCAGCAGCAGCAGCAGCAACAACCGAGUGACGUGAAGGCCGCGUACGAUAAGAUCAUUUCCGGCGAGCUGGUGGCAGGCGGUGGCACGGUUAAGCGCAAUACGGCGGCGACAGCGGCCGCAGAACCGGCCACCCUCACACAGUCGAUUGAGUUCCUGAGCGACAUGAACAACAACAUCGCCCAGAACCAGCACCAGAGCUUCGCGUCUGGCGCGUCGUCGGCUUACGAGGGUGCGUAUAGUGCAGCUGACACAGCGUCCGUUGAGGCGGCUGCCCAGGCCGUCCACCUGAACCCGCACCUAGCCGCCUGUUCGUCCAACUACUCGGCCUUCCUGCAAAACACGGACCAGUUCGCGGCGGCCGCCAACCCCGACCUCAUCUUCCCGUCCGCCGCCUACACGCAGUACACGACCGCUCCCGGUUACGGCUCGUUCAAUUACAACUCCUCAUUUGCAAACAACAACCUGUGCCGGGAUCUGGGCCAGAUACAUUACCCCGACGAGCAGUAGCAGACAUGUAGUCAGACACAAAUAAAACAACGACUUCAAACAUCUCCAUCACUACCAACACGUGUUCACGCGUUUACCGUGUGAACCAACCGUCUUCGCGACACGACGAUCAAUGCAAUGCCACCCACCAGCUCUCGGAUGUGCCGCGUUGGUCACUAGCUCUCUAAGUUCCCCCUUCCAUUACGUCAGUGUCAGUCUCCCACCCCCCACCCCUUCCUUAUAGGAUUUAAAUUAUUUCUCCUGUCCCUUCCGCCUCCCGACGCCUCACCCUUCCCGCCCGCACCACACCACUACCAACGCACUUUGUAGGCAGUUCAUUUCAAUGUUCCCUCCAUUCAUCAACCUGAAUCUACCUUUAUACUUUCGAGAGAAUAAUAAAUGAGAAAUGCUUC
Messenger RNA from Anopheles aquasalis, 2762 nucleotides. Its product is annotated as myb-like protein AA. Gene Ontology annotation, molecular function: DNA-binding transcription factor activity, RNA polymerase II-specific; RNA polymerase II cis-regulatory region sequence-specific DNA binding. Lineage: Eukaryota; Metazoa; Arthropoda; Insecta; Diptera; Culicidae. Gene Ontology annotation, biological process: regulation of transcription by RNA polymerase II; anatomical structure development. The record is from RefSeq and is a predicted model, not a curated record.